Filobasidium floriforme is the source of this 1131-nucleotide messenger RNA. RefSeq lists its product as uncharacterized. NCBI's taxonomy places the organism in Eukaryota, Fungi, Basidiomycota, Tremellomycetes, Filobasidiales, Filobasidiaceae. The record is from RefSeq and is a predicted model, not a curated record. The transcript is spliced from 5 exons. Bases 33 to 971 code for a protein of 312 amino acids.
CCGCACGCAAUUUACCAACCCAUACCCUUCCAAUGAUGAUAUCCUCCUCGAGAUUUUCCGUCCUUGGCCUCCUCUGGCUGGUCAGCUUCCUCAGACUGUGCAGCGCCGACAACGCUUUCUGCGGAUGUCAGAACAGUCUGACAUCGUCAUACAUCACCAUGAACCCACCGUCGGGGCAGACGAGGUACAACUCGGCGACCCAAUGCCAACAGGUUUGCUACACCGCCAGUAACCCUACUCCGGCAGUCGUUGGACGUACGAAUUACCGACAUUCUAUGUACAGAGCUACCGAUGGACAGUGUCUCUGCACAGACAAGUACCCGAGCGUGGCGUACCAGUCUAAUGGGAUGCCCGACGCGUGCGCCAAUCCCGCCGACUACGACAACAGGAUCGUGCAGACCACAUUCAUCAAGUAUCCGGAUUGCUACGCCGGUACUCCGGCCGGGAUCGUCAUGUCGGGGAUCGCAGGGCCCGACAGCUGUUCCAUCAAAUGUGCCAGUUCUUUGAACAUGGUCUUCUGGAUGAAUGCGGCAGGCGGUAAUUUCCAAUGUGGAUGCGGAACCGUCGGAACGUUCCCAGCAAAAUCAGCUACAUGCGGACCCGACACCUACUUUAUCUACUACCAUACCGUAGCGCAAGCAUCACAAGGUUUGAGUCGAAGAAAAGCACGCGACGAGCUCGUAAGAAGACACAAGCCCAAGGCGCUUUGCCCGAAAGGUCUCACGGCAUGUCUAGUGCAUGAAGGCGCAUCAGCGUUCGAGUGUGUCGAUACGCAAAACGACAUCGACUCGUGUGGCGGAUGCCUUUAUGGCACACCCGAUGCUCCUGAGCUUACGAACGGUGUCGACUGUUAUACAUCCGGAGCCGCUCUGGGAGCCGCCACCUGCUCUGAUGGCGUCUGCAAUAUAACACAGUGCCGCAAGAGAUACGAGUUGAGAGAUGGAUCGUGUAUCAGACGAACUGGACGAUGAGCGACCGGCAGGCACGGUCGGAGAAUUUGAUCGAACAUGGAAUCAGGGAUGGACAGUCAGGUUUCGAUUUUUGAUGAUUGGUACUGCCAGGACGUACGAAUAGAUUGUAUCGAAUAUAGAACGUUUUCAUGUAAAGACCAAUAGCUCAUAAUUACCAGAG